AUGAAGUGUGAUGAUCCGCUCGAUAUGGAAGAAACGAUAGAGGAUGAAGAUUGUAAUAUUAGUAAGAAUAUUAGUAGUACUAUACUUAAAACAGAUGAUGGAAUGGGAACAAAUUCUAAUGGCAAUGAAAAUGAUGAUGGUGUGAUGGAUUUCGAAUAUAAUACAAAUCCGGAAGUUUGUAUCAUAUCGAUCGAUUCUUUGAAAUAUGGUGAAUAUAAACAAUCCCCAGAUCUACAUGUUGUUCGUGUAACUCAAAAGGAAAUUCUUAUCGAUGCUGUCACUUUUCAUGAACGUUCCCUGCAAAUUGAUUUUCAUUGCCUGUUGGAUUCAGAUCCUAUUUUAUUAAAAUAUGAAGUGGAUAAAUCAGUGCAACUCAUUUGGCAUGCAGAGCUUGCACAUGACAUAAUACCAGAAGAGUGCCAGAUGCGUUCUGAUGAUCGAGAAUAUGUGCUAAAAAAACGAGAUCCAAAUCAGUGGACUUCAGGCUUGCUGCAAUGUAAUUCAUCUAGUGCCUUAUCGGCUUUACGUUCCUCAUCUACUACUACAUCCCCUCAUACAUCACGGCCAAGCAUUUCAUAUCGUUAUAUUGGUUCCACAGCUGAUCGAUCAGGUUUACCUCCCACAGGACAAUCUUCAAAUUGGAUUUCUUCGCAUGGUUCUAAAUAUCAGCGUACCUCUUAUUAUCCUACUAGUCGAAUUGCAUAUUCAGCGCAAAAUUUCAAUUUUAAUACAUAUGGAAAUUAUCCAUCAACAACGCUACGAUCACAGUCAACAAGUUCAGUUUUGCGAAGAUCUUCCUCAUCGUCGUUAUUUUCGUCAGCUUCUUCAGCUUCUUCAAAUAUUGCUCAAAACUCACUAAAUGAUUCGCAACAUUCAACAGGUAGUGCAUUGAAACAAACUAUCCCUCCUUCAUCAUCUCCAACAAGUCGUCCAACAGCAAAGGUAUUACCAUAUGAUGAGCAAGGGACAGUAGUCGAUUGUGGUUUUACUGGUCUGAGGAAUAUUGGAAAUACAUGUUUCAUGAAUUCUACUUUGCAAAUGCUUGUUAACUGCAAGGAACUUCAAGUUUACUUUAGCGGUGGUUACUACAAGAGAGAUAUCAAUAUAAUGAAUCCACUUGGUUUUGGUGGACGUUUGGCAGAAGUUUUUGCAGAAUUUAUGAAGCAGAUGUGGAAUGGUAUGAAUCGUGCUUAUGAACCAACAAAAAUAAAGGAACUAGUGGCUGAAAAGGCUACACAGUUUGCAAAUUUUGCCCAACAUGAUGCCCAUGAAUUUUUGAGUUUCGUAUUGGAUGGAUUGCACGAAGAUCUUAAUCGAGUUCGAGUAAAGCCUACAACAAAUACGAUUGAAGCUGAAGGACGACCAGAUAUUGAGGUUUCACGUGAAGCAUGGCAUAACCACUUGUUGCGUAAUGACUCCAUUUUUGUGGAUCUCUUUCAUGGCCAAUUGAAAUCCAGACUUCAGUGUCCGAAAUGUAAUCAGAUAUCAAUUACUUUCGAUCCGUUUGCUUAUCUUGCUGUACCAUUUCCAAAAGAGAAACGUUCUUCUACGGUGUAUUUUUGGCCUCUUGAUCCAUGUCUCAAGCCAGUUCGUAUUAUAGUGCGAUAUAAUGCAGAUGGGAAAAUUUCAGAGGUACUAGAUGCAUUAUCGCGAUUGGUUAAUGUAAAUCCAAAAUCUAUGCGCAUAAUUGAAGUAAAUAACCAUCGUAUUGUUCGCGUAUAUAAUCCGGAUGACAGCGUUAACAACAUACUUACCACGGAUAUUAUUUAUGUUUUUCAAGUACAUGAUCCUUAUGAUUGCAAUGAUGAUAUUGUUGAAUUUGCUGUUGUUCAGCGUCUUCUUUAUCGUAAGGGUAUCGGUCGUGCUUGUGCUUUCUGUCAUGCAACAGAUGUAAAACUAAAAACGUGCGAGCGGUGUUACGAUGCUUUCUAUUGCAAUCGCGAAUGUCAAGUGAAGAAUUGGCCAGAUCAUAAAAUCGGCUGUAGAUCACGUACUCAAGCGGAAGCUGUUGGGCAACCGUUCAUCAUUUCGUUACCUAAAAAACGAGCUACUUAUUCGAAUAUUAUGAGGAAUUUGGAAAGUCGUUGCAAACAUUCGGUUAAUGUAUUUCAACCACCAGUUGAAAACAAUAACGAUGCAGUGGUUGAUCCAUUAGAAUCUUCUCGUGAAUCAUAUGUGGGUUCAAGCUCAUGCUUUUCAGCAUCUGCUAUUAAUGGGAAUAUUGAUGAUUUACCGGUAGUUCCUGUUGCGGCGAAAAGACAGAUGGUUCUUGGUGAGCCACGAAAUAAAUCACGAACGGAAUCAAAAUUAUUCUUAGUACGUAAACUGCAACAAUCGGAUGCUGUAUUUGGUGAUACAUUGGUUGAUUCACGCUCUGAUACAGCUUUGGAUUUGCCAAAUGGAACUUUUCUUUCAAUUAAUUGGUGGAAUUUGAAAUGUGGUAAAGAAUAUUUAACAGUUGAAACAAAAAGAGAUGUGGAUGUCGAUAUCGAAAAAACCGCUUACUAUCAGAAAAUGUCAUCAUCAAUGGCAAGUUCCAGUAGCAUUGCUUCAAAUCCAUCGUUGUAUGAUAUGUUAGCAAUGUUUUCGGAAACGGAACGUCUUAAACCGGAAGAAUCCUGGUACUGCAGUAAAUGUAAAGAACAUGUAGAAGCAACUAAACAGCUUGUUUUGUAUCGCUUACCUCCUAUUUUGAUCAUUCAGUUGAAACGUUUCAUUUAUACAACAUCGCUGAUGACAGUACAUCGUCGUUCCAAGGAUGAUCGUCCUGUUCGAUAUCCACUUGAUAAUCUUGAUUUGGCUCAGUUUUUAUCCGACACUGCUCCAUCAGGACAGGAAACGAAAUAUGAUUUGACAGGUGUAGUAUGUCAUUCUGGGAGUAGCUAUUUUGGACAUUACAUAUCGUUAGGUAGACUGCUAAGUAUUGAUGGGAAAACGAUUGAAAUUGAUUGGCGUAAUUUUGACGAUUCGAUUGUUACACGUGCCCAACUUUCACGUGUUCAAAACGAUGAUGCUUACUUGCUAUUCUAUAAGCAGCGUGGAAGAGCAACACAGGAUUUGCUAAAGAAACAUUAUGGUAUUGGAUAA
Messenger RNA from Brugia malayi, 3087 nucleotides. Its product is annotated as Ubiquitin carboxyl-terminal hydrolase family protein. The record is from RefSeq and is a predicted model, not a curated record. NCBI's taxonomy places the organism in Eukaryota, Metazoa, Nematoda, Chromadorea, Rhabditida, Onchocercidae. Bases 1 to 3087 code for a protein of 1028 amino acids. The transcript is spliced from 22 exons. Gene Ontology annotation, biological process: protein deubiquitination. Gene Ontology annotation, molecular function: cysteine-type deubiquitinase activity.